Messenger RNA from Hyposmocoma kahamanoa, 5371 nucleotides. RefSeq names its product protein grainyhead (gene grh). Gene Ontology annotation, molecular function: RNA polymerase II cis-regulatory region sequence-specific DNA binding; DNA-binding transcription activator activity, RNA polymerase II-specific. Gene Ontology annotation, cellular component: nucleus. The transcript has 15 exons. NCBI's taxonomy places the organism in Eukaryota, Metazoa, Arthropoda, Insecta, Lepidoptera, Cosmopterigidae. The record is from RefSeq and is a predicted model, not a curated record. Gene Ontology annotation, biological process: regulation of transcription by RNA polymerase II. Bases 205 to 2967 code for a protein of 920 amino acids.
CUCAGAGCACCUGCGCCCGCGCUCCGUAGCGCCGCUCGCCGCGUGCUCAGUCCCCGCGCCCGCGCCCGCGCACGGCCCGCGUCGCCAGCGUCGAGACGCCGCCCACGAAGUUGAAUACGGGGGGAGUGUAGAGCGGGGUGCUCCUGAGAGGAGCCUCCGCCCGCACGCAAACGAACGGCACCGAAAGCGCCUUCGCGCGGCGCCAUGUCCGCGUCGCCGCCAGCCGCGUGCGAGGAGCGAGCGCGCACUCCGCGAGGCUGCGCCUCACCCGCCUCUGCGCCGCGCUCGCCUGCGCCCGCGCACGCCGUGCUUGCCACCAUGACUCCCGUGCAGCCGGCGCACGACUAUUACCCUCACAAGGUUGAGAUGGACUCCGACGAUGGCUAUGAUGCUCACUCCUAUCGCCAUUCACCACAUGAACUCGCGGCUUACGCUCCGGACAGCAAAGUACCCGUGCAACCUGAUGUCUACGACCAAGGAAUGGAGUCCAUCGACGAGAAGACACCCAUUGAUCUCAUUUACGAGGAUGAUAAACAAACCGUAAUAUAUACGACGACGCCAGACCAGAAGCGGGUUGAAAUGAUUAGCGGGCAGCUAGAAGAUGGACAGUUGGUGGGAGGAGGAGGGCAGCUGGUAGAUGGCGGUGUCUCCGUGGUUGUCGGUGCAUCGGGACAGGGCACGGUUCUCGUGCUGGCUGACCAUGUUGUUGACGAGCUCGGACAAGUUAUCACCAUACCCAGACGACGCAAAGAGAUGAUGGAGGUAGGCGGAGAAACGUGGCGCGCGUACUACUCGUCCGGGGCGGAGCACCCGCUGAGCGCUGCUACAUCGGCGGUGCUCGGCGUACCCGACGACUCACAACCGCAGCCGCUGGUCACCGAGUAUUACAAGCUGCCGCCGCUGAGCCACGACUCCCACAUCAAUUUACACAAAGACGCCAAAAUCGUUGAUGUCUGGCAGGCCGGCGGAGCUCUGAAGGCGACCAAUGGCGCGCACGGGGCGGAGCUGGGCGAGCUCUCGGGCUUGCUGCACGCGGGCCUCGUGAAGCGUGAGCCCGAGGAUCUGAGCCGCAAGGUGGUCGACGAGCCCGAGCCGCACGCGCUCAAGCCGCCGCGACACAAGGUGGCGGUCGGCGAGCCUGGUGAAGCGGCAUCGCCGUCGCCAGUACCAUCGCGGGCCUCUUCGGCUGGCUCGCUGCUUCCAGACCCAGCCAUGUAUGCCGCACAGAUGUUCGCGCCUCCAGGCACUCCCAGUCCCACUCCUUACGGCGAGCAGUACUCGCGCCAGCCGGCCACAUUUCCUGGAGAGCCUUAUUAUCGAGAAUACUUUGUGGGCGAUGGUUAUCAGCAGCGAGCUGCACCACCUUACUCUGAUGCCGAAACAGCUCCAACUUCGGCCUUUGGUGACCGUUAUGCCGCUCCUCGGUAUCACAGCAAGAGUGUGAUUGCAGCCGCUGGUCUUACAGUGGACCUACCCUCACCGGACAGUGGCAUCGGCGCAGAUGCCGUCACUCCUCGAGACCACACGGCCGUUCAGCAGCAGUCGUUCGACUACUCGGUGAUUUGCCCGCAAUCGAGUGUGGGAGAGGAUGGACGAGGCACUCCUGCGCACCACUCCCCCUCGCAGGCACCGCGAACGCGCCCCUGGCAUGACUUUGGCCGGCAGAAUGAUGCCGAUAAGAUACAAAUUGCCAAACUGUUUUCCCCCUAUGGCUUUAAAUACCACCUGGAGACUGCGAGCAGCAGCUCCCAGCGGCGCGAGGACGACCGCAUCACCUACAUCAACAAGGGCCAAUUCUACGGGAUUACGCUCGAGUACAUACAUGAUCCUGACAAACCUCUGAAAAAUCAGACCGUUAAGAGUGUAGUAAUGCUGGUCUUCCGAGAAGAAAAAUCACCAGAAGAUGAAAUCAAAGCUUGGCAGUUCUGGCACGGUCGACAACAUUCAGUAAAACAAAGGAUAUUGGACGCAGACACCAAGAACAGCAUUGGGUUAGCCGGCUGCAUCGAAGAAGUGGCGCACAACGCUAUCGCCGUCUACUGGAACCCUCUCGAGAGCGCCGCUAAAAUCAAUAUCGCUGUCCAGUGCCUCAGUACGGACUUCAGCAGUCAAAAAGGAGUAAAGGGUUUGCCGUUGCAUAUUCAAAUAGACACGUUCGAGGACCCGAGAGAUACACAAGUAUACCACAGGGCAUAUUGCCAAAUUAAGGUGUUCUGUGAUAAGGGUGCCGAAAGAAAAACAAGAGAUGAAGAAAGAAGAGCAGCAAAAAGAAAAAUGUCAGCUACAAAUAGAAAGAAACUGGACGAAAUCUACCACCCUGUGACAGAACGAAGCGAGUUCUAUACGAUGGCCGAUUUAUCAAAGCCACCGGUAUUAUUCAGCCCUGCUGAAGACAUCGACAAACUGGCCGGAAUGGACAUCCAAGGCUUCUACGGACACGACGACGCUGCGUUGGCAGAGGCCCACCUAAAGGGAGCUUCGCCUUUCCUCUUGCAUGCAGCUAAACCACAGGCGCCGGCGCUGAAGUUUCAUAAUCAUUUCCCACCAGAUGCUCCAGCGUACAGAUCAGAUGUGGGUGGGUUAUCUCCAUACGGCGACCGCAAAGACUCUCUGGAGUUAGAGGGUGUACUGGGUAAACGCGCGCGCACGAGCACACCACCGCUCAGCGAGCGCGUCAUGCUGUACGUGCGCCAGGACACCGACGACGUGUACACGCCACUGCACGUAGCGCCACCGACCACGCAGGGCCUGCUACAUGCAAUUGAGAAUAAGUACAAAAUUUCAAGUUCGGCAAUUAAUAAUCUUUAUCGAAAGAACAAGAAAGGGAUUACGGCCAAAAUUGACGAUGAAAUGUUGGCGUAUUAUUGCAAUGAGGAUCUAUUCCUGCUGGAAGUGCGGCCGGCUGGAGCCAGCGAGGACGAGCCUCUCUAUGACAUUACCUUCGUCGAGUUGCCGCUUGAGCAUUAGCCCCCGUCGCAGCCGAGAGAAGCAGCGGCGGUCAUGUGCCAACGCCCGAGCUCAGCCUCUACGGAUCUUCGCCACUCUACAGCCAAGCGCCCUGCGUACACGUACUGGCGACAUAACCACUUGUGAAAAUGGACUCUUAAUUCGAUUUUUAGCUGUGGCGUGUUUUGGACAAUCGUAUUGACCUUCCCCGUACACUCAUUAUAUAAAAUUAUUUAUAAAUGGGAUAAUGUCUCAAAAAGUGUCGAUCUCAGAUUGAAAUUUACUUUUAAGUAAUUCAUCAACCUAACUUUGUUAUACUGGAAUGUACUCGUCACAUUUUUUUCCGGUCGUUGGCAUGGUGAGUCGACGAACCGAAAAGUAAGCACUUGUAAAUAUUACACACAUUAGUGCCUUAUGAAAUCACAGAAUGUAAUGUAAUGAUGUGGUGGUGGCAAGGGAGAUGGCUAUAGCGAGAACAUAUCAAUAUAUUUGACCAUCAAAGUCUAAAACAUAAUUUUCAACGAAUGAUCUGAUGCUGAAUAAACGUGUGUGCCAUUCACUCGGUUAUUAUAAUAGAUAUAUGUUUAUAUAGUUAUCGAUUCAACAGGUACCUUUUAAUCUUGCCAUGAUGAUAAAGUAAGAAAAUCUUGUCACAAAACCUUAUGUAGAGAUAUAUAUCUACAGUGAGUUAAAAGUUAAUAAUGUGCCUUCGACUUAAUCAUUAUAAUUAUUAUCUUUUAUUGUAAGUGUGUUAAGUCAAAUUAAAUGCCAUCCACUUUGUUAAGUUUUCUAAACAUAAGUUUGGUUAUAAGUUCGCUCAAUUCAUUCACUUAGUAACGAUGAUUUAGUUUUUAGGAACGAACACCGCGUCUGUUGUUUCUGUGCUUGAUCAAACGAAUUUAAAUAUUAUUUUUAAGAAACAUAUUGAAAUACAACUAUAAGUGGUAUUUAUCCAACAGCUUAACCUUGUGAGAUUGGUAUACUAUAUACCACACAAAAUUAAUAAAUUAAAAUUAAUAACCCACAUUUUAAAUUAAUGUAAUGGAAUCAACGGGCGUAUUACAAUUCUAAACGAGACAUAGUCAUUUUAAACAUAGUCACAUCCAUCCGAUAAACAUUUACAUUAUCAUCGACGGGAGUGGUUUGUGUAUAAUUUAAGAUUUUUAUUAUUGAUAAUAGAAGUUAAUAUUAUAAUUGAAUUUCGAUACGCUAAGUUAUCGGGCCAUGACAACAUUUUAGAUUAUGAAAAGUAUUUUCUGUCCAAGACUUAUAGACUUACGUAUAAGAUGUCGUAUGUUCUAAAUAUAUUUUUUUAUGUAUUCUGUACCAAUACUUCUAUCUACAUGGACUAGUGUUACAUACAAACAUUUUCUGUAAAUUUAUUACAACAAAGAAAUCUUAGUUGCCGUAUAUCUUUUCAAGAUGUUUUAUACAGUUAAGUUUUCUCCACCGAUGUAUCUUCCAAAAUUCAGAACCAGGUUCUGUUCUAAACGAAUUGGUCGUAGAUGUCGCUCAUGACGAAUUAGAGUUGUGACUAGUGCGGACGGUUCGAUUAACUGCCAUAUUACACAUAGUUUAGAUUACUUAUCUUAGUUGUAGAUUCUAAGCAUAGUUCGUUUUAUUGUCACGCGACCUUUGCAGGUAGGCAUCGAAUUUUAAUUAAGAUGAUGUUAUUGAUAUUUACGUAUUCUGUGUAUUGUUUUUGUUUCUUUUUCUUUGCUACAAACGCGUCGCGAGUCGUCACGUUUAAUUCGGUCUUUCUAUCAAUCGUUUUAUUUGCAUUUUACACUUGUUAAUGUAUCUUCACUACCCAAAUAGAGCUAAAUUUUCUAUUUUUUAUUUGCUCAAAGUCUGCACUCGCCAUUACAGUGCGCGGUCUCUAACGUCACAUUGUUAUCACAUAAUAUCUACUAUUUAAUAUACCUACCUAUUCAUUUAAUAUUUAUUUAUGUACUUAUAGUAAAUUGUGCAGCUUUAAUGUUUACUUACAUGGUUUUAGUUCGUGAUUCAGAAUCUCGUCAUAAGUCACAAACGUCAGUAGCAAUAACGUAAAGCAGUAGUAAUUAAUGGGCUAGUUCUCGGCACGUCGCCAAUCGCCGCCGUGUUGUCGCCUGACGUUGUGCAAUGUAUCAGAGUUUUACUUUAAAUUAGUGUGUAAUGGAGUCGGAUUGUACCGAGUGGUACGAUGAAGGGUAGAUGAGGUAGCGAGUUCGCAGGCAGGCUUGGCGAAGCGGUGACGCGCCGCAAACUACCGCCACGGAGUAUAGUCACACUAGUUAAAGACACCCCCGAAAGUGGUAGCACAUUUUCGUUAAUAAAUUCUACUGUACUUAAGUUUUAAAUGAAAUAGAUGUUACGUUAUUCUUUUAUAUGAAUAUUUGUAAGUUGUCAUAAAAAUAUUAUUAAUAUAAUUAUUUUUAUCAAA